Molecule: messenger RNA, 5054 nt
Organism: Hemibagrus wyckioides
Lineage: Eukaryota; Metazoa; Chordata; Actinopteri; Siluriformes; Bagridae
Gene: wnt3
Product: wingless-type MMTV integration site family, member 3
Exons: 4
Coding region: 363-1436 (357 amino acids)
Biological process (GO): multicellular organism development; canonical Wnt signaling pathway; cell fate commitment
Cellular component (GO): extracellular region
Molecular function (GO): cytokine activity; frizzled binding
Source: RefSeq, a predicted model, not a curated record
AAAAAAGUGGGGAGAGAGAAAAAGAUAUGUACCUUAGGGAAGAAGCUCAGAGAGAGGGAGGGAUAGAGACGACGGGUAGGAGCGUGUGAGUGCGUGAGACAUUUACUCCUCUAACUACUGGAAGACAAACACACUUUCCUCUUCUGACUUUCUUUCUUUCUUUUUUUUUUAAAUAAUAGUAAGUUCAACUGAGAAAUAAAAACAAGUGGAUUUUUUUCCCCUUCCCUUAUUUAAUUUUUUUACUAAAAAAAAACAAAUAAAUUUCUAACCAGACCUUCAGGGGACUCAGUAUUCCGUCCCCUCGCUGGAAAUCCUAUGUUCUGAUCAACAGACAUUUCCGUCCACACAAGAAGACAUACCUCAUGGAUUUGUACCUUGUUGGAUAUCUACAUCUUCUGUGCGUGUGGUUGUCCAGCUCUCGGGUGCUCGGAGGCUAUCCCAUCUGGUGGUCCCUUGCCCUGGGGCAGCAGUACUCGUCUUUGGGCUCUCAGCCCAUCCUGUGUGGCUCCAUCCCUGGUCUAGUGCCCAAGCAGCUGCGCUUCUGCCGCAACUACAUUGAGAUCAUGCCCAGCGUAGCCGAAGGGGUCAAACUGGGUAUCCAGGAGUGCCAGCACCAGUUCCGAGGUCGCAGAUGGAACUGUACGACUAUAAAGGACAACCUAGCCAUCUUCGGCCCUGUGCUAGACAAAGCCACUAGAGAGUCUGCAUUUGUCCAUGCGAUUGCCUCAGCUGGCGUGGCAUUUGCAGUGACGCGGUCCUGUGCAGAAGGAACCUCCACCAUGUGCGGCUGUGAUUCCCACCACAAAGGUCCACCAGGUGAGGGCUGGAAAUGGGGUGGCUGUAGCGAGGAUGCCGAAUUCGGAGUGCUUGUAUCCCGAGAGUUUGCAGACGCCAGAGAAAACCGGCCAGACGCUCGUUCCGCCAUGAACCGGCACAACAAUGAAGCUGGACGAAUGACCAUCCUGGAGAACAUGCACCUGCGCUGUAAGUGCCAUGGCCUGUCCGGGAGCUGCGAGGUGAAGACAUGCUGGUGGGCACAGCCCGACUUCCGCUUGCUGGGCGACUAUCUGAAGGACAAGUACGACAGCGCAUCGGAGAUGGUGGUGGAAAAACACCGGGAGUCCCGGGGCUGGGUGGAGACACUCCGAGCCAAGUACACCUUCUUUAAGCAUCCCACCGAGAGAGACCUGGUGUACUACGAGGGCUCGCCUAACUUCUGCGAGCCGAACCCGGAAACGGGUUCAUUCGGCACACGUGACCGCUCCUGCAACGUGUCGUCUCACGGAAUUGAGGGCUGCGAUCUCCUCUGCUGCGGCCGUGGCCACAACACGCGGACUGAAAAGCGCAAAGAGAAGUGCCACUGUAUCUUCCACUGGUGCUGCUACGUCAGCUGCCAGGAGUGCGUACGAGUCUAUGAUGUACACACGUGCAAAUAAGGAGCGUGAAAAGUGCAGGGGUGGCAAAAAGAAAGAACAGAAGACUGAACGAGAUAGGACUAAGUAGCCUAUGCGUGUAUACACACACACACACACACAAACACACAUGCAUACACACACUUACUCACAAGAUUGUAUUGAAUACAAAACACACACCAUGGGUAGUGGCACUUCGCUACCAUGAACUUUUAAUAUCCUUUAAUAACAAUCGAGCCUCUUUUCUGGGAGAAUUAGCUACCAUGUGAUUACCACUAUCAUUCCUGAUGCAUUCCUUUUUUCUUUUUUUCUAAACAUUUUAUUUAUUUCAGCUGUGGUGUGUGAAAAGAGUGUAGCACAUUAUUACCUGAACCCUCAAAAUCUUCUGGUAUCACUUUAGCUCUCUGAUCAUCUCUCCUCAAGGCCUGGUGGCUGAAACUGUAUCUGACCAACACACUCACACUGCAGCGACACGGACAGAGCUGGAGGGGGCUGGUGAGGGACGAAAGGGGUGGGUGAUGGAGGGAGUGUGCUUAACUACUGAUUAUUCUGAGCCUGAAGUGCAUCUAAAGGCUGGGGUCUUUAAGCCUGAAUAGACUACUGAUACUGACGUAAUCCUCAUGCUUUCCCUUAAUGUCUUCCCUGAUCCUGCACAGGUGUGCCAUUUAAAGGAGUACUCCAACGUUUUGUCAACAAAACCUCUAUCUACUGCAUCUGUAGCGUACGUGUACUUACUACAGACAGGAAUUUCACUGCAUUUCUUUGUAGGUAAGAAGUAAAGAACUGCAAACUUCUAUACGAUGGAAUAUAUGAGCAGGUGCUGAAUUCAGGCAAUCAUUAUUUAAAACGUGACGAAAGAGUGCAAACACAAUGACAUCUGAUACACUGGAUUCUGUUUAUAAAUUUUAGGAAUAGUUCUAACUGAAGUCAUCGAAUCGUUUCGAUAUAUGAUUUAGAAUUCACAGUUAAAUAAAUAAAUGUUUUAAAAUAGGUUCAAUUAAUAAGUGUUAAAAUAGGUGACGAAAAUAUGCUAAAUUACAACUGAAUUCUUUUUACAGUUUAUAAAAGGAAGGACAGUUUUUAAUUCUUUCAAAAAAAUAAAAAAAACUAAAUAAUACACGACUAAAUAAUAGAACCUACAAUGGAAGUCGAUGAAUUCCAUUGAUUUUUCCAGAUUUCUUUUCAGAAUUUUCCAAAUUCAUGACUUAAAUAGUGCAAAAUUCUAACUGUUAGACUAAUUCACCUAUAAUGUAAGUCUAGGGACAGGGUAAAAUUAUUAAAUGCAUGAGGAAAUAAUGGAAGUCUAUGGAGAGUGAAUGAAUUCCGUCGAUUUUUCAGAAUUUUGCAAAUUCAUGACUUAAAUAGUGCAAAAUGAUAACUAUUAGACUAAUUCACGAGUCCAGGGGCAGUUCAUUUCUGCCUAGGGGUAGGGUAAAAUUUUUAAAUGCACAAGUAAAUAAAGGAAGUCUAUGGAGAGUCAAUGAAUUCUGUCGAUUUUUCCGAUUUGUUUUUUUUCCCAAUCUCGCAAAUCUCCAUAAAUUUGUUCCAAAUUCAUGACUUAAAUAGUGUUAGAAUAAUUCACCUAUAAUGUAAGUCUAGGGGCAGUUGAUUUCUGGCAGUAAAAAAAAAAAAAGCAAGAGUAAAUAAAGGAAGAGACUCUAUGGAGAGUCAAUGAAUUCUGUCAUUAUUCCAAAAAAUUUCUUUCCACAAAUUUCGCCAAUUUCCAUGAAUUUGUUCCAAAUUCAUGACUAAAUAGUGAAAAACUUUAUCUGUUACACUAAUUCACUUAUAAUGUCAGUCUAGGGGCAGGGUAAAAAAUUUAAAAUGCACAAGUAAACAAUGCAAAAUCACGAGUUGACAUCAAAUUAUCAAAUUGAGUGCAAAGUGUUACACCGAACGAAUUUAUAACGGAAGUUGAAUGUUGUUUAGAAAUUUGUUAUACUGAAUUUGAUCAAACUCACUUAUAAAGGCAGUCAGUAAGGGCAGUUGUUCGUGGAUCAAUCACCAUUAUUGCAAAGCUAUUUGCAAAUAAAUCUGCUCUGAAUCUAUACGGUUUGUCUUUUUAUGGUUAUGACAAAGUUACCGGCCCUGAUAGAACCCUGAUGUUUCUAUAUUGUUACACAAAAUAUGUUGGUCAAAAAAUAUUGGAAACAAAACAUUUACACUGCUUUAAUCACAUUUUAAAGAUUUGGCGACAAAAUUCAAUUCAAAUUCGUGUCUGAAGUGUGCAGACUUUCAGUUCAUUUCUCAUAAAAACUGACCUUCUUAUGUAUGGAAAUCACACACUGAGGAAACGUUUGGACAUACGUUUGAAAAAUGUUGGAGUAUUCCUUUAAAAUUAGUCACAGGUCACUGAUCUACACGUACAGAAAAAAAAACACCACCACACGCAUGGACACUGCCUACUGAACAUGUCCCGAAUGAUAGGGGUGGGGAAAAUACAUCCUCAUUAAUGGAAAUGAAAAUACUGCUGAAAUGACUCGAAUGCUACGAUUUUAGCCGACUCUAAUGUGAUGCGUUUUCUGUUCUUCUUAACAAAUAUCUUUCAUUCACGAUGGAGGUGAUUAGAAGGAAAAGAGCAGGUGUGUAGAAAUCGACUACCUGUCUAAACAAAGCCAAAGUGUUUUCAGGUAGACACCAAACCACCACACACACACACAAUCAAGCUUCAUGUGCAUCCAGAGUUACAUCUAGAAUUUAAUUUGCACUUAUGACACACACUGAGUAACAGGAAUGAAUGUUCUAUAUAACCAGCUAAUCUUCUCUAACAUCUAUAGAUCUGGGAAAGGGGGAGGAUAAAUUGGGAAUUGGGAGACUCUCAAGUCAGCUGGUGUUUGGAUAUGUUAAAAGGCGACGUGGUCUGGGUGUCCUGACCCGUGUGUGUGUGUGUGUGUGUGUGUGAUGGCUGACGUCGAGAGGGAGGGACGACAAGCUUCACAGACAAACAGACACACACACAGGGAUUCAUACAUGUUCCAACAGUCCUACACAUCCCAUUCAUUAAGUUUAACUACACAAGCAGAAGGUAGACAUUAGCGUCGUCUCUUCGAACCCGAAUCGCUCAACCUCCACAUCCCCUUCCCACCAGAAGCUCCGCCCCAGCAUCACCGGUCAUUCCAGCACUCCCUUUCUGUUCCUCCCAGCCCGCUAUAUAUCCAAAGUUUUGUACAAAGUUAUUAAUUCCCUUUCUUUCCUUGUUUGUUUUUGUUUAAUUUUAUCGUCUGGAAAUGUUAUGUUUUUAUAAAUAUUAUUUAUUAUACAAUGUAUAUAUCUGUAUGACUGAACUAAGAUUAUAUAUUUGAAGAACGACUUACUGUCUCAUGCUUCUGAAUUCGGGUUCUACUUGAUGGAUAAACUGCUAUAUUACUGCUUUUUUUUUUGUUUUUAAACCUAGACCUACUAAAACACCUAAACUAACAGGACCAUAUUAUAUAUACAUAUAUACACACGUGACCUUACGUUACAAGCCAGUUUAAUUUAUUUUCCUCGUUAGUGGUUAAGAGAACGGUGGCCCAAACUGUUCCCAGUUUCCCACGCAGCUCUAAUAAAGGGUAAUGAUCUUCCUCCUGGCUACCGCCUCAGCCUGCAUGUAAUCUGUCAUUUCAGUGCUCAGUGCUUACGUCAGCUCCAGAGACGUGAAGC